AUUUUGUAAGAGGAAUGCAAAACAAUUUUUUUAAACAACCUAUACAGUUUCGUUAAUGAUGGACUUAAACACCAACGCAACUACUUUAGCGUUAGUAGAAAAACUUGCAGAAGUAGAAUAUCUCGGUGAGAGUAUACUCACAAAAAAGCAAAUGCUUAUAGAUUACGACAGGCGACGUCAUAGCAAUAGAGAGAUGCUCGGCGUGAUCAGAAGAAAUGAAGUUAAAGAAGAAAAGGUUUGGCUUUGCACGGCUGAUUGCUUUAUAAAAGCUCCCAUUCCGGUUGUUAAAGAUUUAAUUCUAAAAGAACAAGAAUUUAUAAGUAAAGAGAUUGAAGAAGCUAGAAAAGAGAUGAAAACAUUAAAUGCGAAAAUUAACAGCUUAGAGGGAGAGCGCGACAUUUUCGAAGGGUUCAACCUUACUCCUCUUUCCUCUGCGGAGUUUAUAUAACGAAGAGAAAAUA
Molecule: messenger RNA, 461 nt
Organism: Zophobas morio
Lineage: Eukaryota; Metazoa; Arthropoda; Insecta; Coleoptera; Tenebrionidae
Exons: 6
Coding region: 56-448 (130 amino acids)
Source: RefSeq, a predicted model, not a curated record